AUGGUGAUGCUGAAGUUGUUGGCCGUGAACGGUCACUCGAAGUCCGACGUGAUCGAGGUUGACUCGGCGGCCAGCGGGGCGGACCUCCUCGCCGCGAUCAAGGCCAAGCUGGGCUGGACCUUCACGGCGGCCAACUACCAGAACGAGGGACGCGCGCGGGGCGAGCCGCUGCCUCUCGACCAGCCGCUCGGCGACGCCCUGAAGGACGGCGCCGCGGUCACGGCGAAGCGGGACAGGGGCGCCAGGCCGCCGGCGGCCACUCCGGCGCGGCGGGCGGCGGCGGCGGCGGCAGCGGCGCCGGCGAGCGAGGGCGGCAAGCCUCGCUCACGCUCGCGCUCCCCGAAGAGCUCGGCGCCGGACGGUGGGUCGACUCGCGAGAGCGGGGCCGCGAGCGCGGCCGCGCCCGCGGCGGCGGUCCAGCAGGCCCCGCCGCGCGCAGCCGCGGGGGCGCCGAGGGCGGCGGCGCCGCGGGUGGCGGCGGCGCCCCCGGCGGCGGCGCCGGGGGUCGCGGGGGGCGAGCGCGGCGCCGGCGUUGGCAGGCUGCGGGAGGAGCUGGCGCAAGCGCGCCGGAAAGCCGCCGCCGCGGCCGCGGCGUUGGGCGUGCGCGACCAGGAGCUCGCGACGGUGCGCGCGGAGCUGGCGCAGGCGCGCCAGGAGGCGGCCGACGCAGACGCGGCCUGCAGCAAGGUGGAGACGAGGUGCGCGGGCCUGACGACGGAGGUAGCCCGCCUGCAGGGCGAAGGGGGGGCGCUCAGGGGGCAGCUGAGCUACUGGCGCACGAUGCACCGCGGCGGCCCGCACGUGGACGGCGCGGACUACCCUGGCAAGAAGGAGUUGGCCCUGCAGGAGCAGGUGGCGCUCCACGCGAAGAUCUCGGUCGUCGUUGAGGUCACCCUGUUGUCUUACUUGCUCGGUUUCCUAGCCCGCGGCGGCAUGAGCUUCACAGCGUUCGCUGUGAUCUACCAGACCUUGUGGCCAGCGCCCAUGCGCGGCACGAUGUGCGCGUCAAGGACGCACCUGCUGCAGAUCUUCGAGAUCAACGUGAUCGCCUUCGCUUGCAUAUUGAUGUUCGCCGAGUGCGCUCUGGACGCUCACACAUUCGUCUGGCGUCUGCGGCCGCGCCACCAGGGCUCCGAUUUUGAGGCGUUGCUCUGUCAGGCGAGGAAGGACCACCGUAAAACAGUCCGGCAAGACGGGGCGCUCCUGGAGUACAGGGUGCAGGGGGGGUGGGCGAGGCGGGAGGCCGUGAACACGGACGACGUCAGGCAGUGCGAGAUGCGGUUGCUUCGGCGGGCGAGGCAGAAGAAACAGCAGGAGGACUGCAACAAGGAUGACAGGAAGGACGUCGACGAGUUGCUGGUUGGCCGCAAAUCCGCGGGCAUCUUCGUGGCCGUCACGCCCUGCCUGCAAAUUGCGGCAAUUGCGCCGAUGUGGGCGUCCGAGAGCAUUUCGCAAUUACUGUUGUUCUUGCUGGCCACCAGGGAGCUGUUCCUAGAUUUGGCAUACGCGAUUUACGACAACGCCUGCGCGGUCGCGCGGCACCUGCGCAAGCGGCAGCGCGAGGGCCCCCCGAGUGAUCCGGGCGCGCCUGGCUGGACGUGGUUACUGGGCUUGCAAUGGAUCAUCGAUCCGUUGCAUUUCACCUAUCACAAGAGCUGCCGCGAUAAGACGAGCCCGUACUUCGUGCCUGGCAUCGACGCCGACGACUACCCCUCUCUGAAGGGCGUGGACACAGAAGCGGCGGAGCAAUUGUUCCACGUGGCCAAUCGCUGGCAGGUCGUCCUGUCCGGGGCGCACCCAGUGCACGAGGAGCUGCUGCUCCUCAUUUUCGCGCGGGACCACAACAGGAGGCAGUCCUGCCACCGCGCCAUCCAGACGCACCGCUCCGCUCAAGCUGCGCCGGCUGCCCCCCGCAGCGGACCGAGUUCUUCGGCCGAGGGGGGCCUGCGUCUCGCGGCGGCGUGCGCGGGGGGGUGCGAGUGCGAUAUCCCAGACCGCGCGGGCUGGCGGAAGAAGCGGAAGACAAUCCGGACGUCUUGCGAGGUCCCAGAGCCCCCACCGCCUGAACAGGCCCCGGAUGGAGAGGCAGGCAAGCGUGCCGCCCCGGCAGAGGCGCCGCGCGAUCCUCUCCCGACGAUGAGGAAGCAGGACCUACACAGCGCUCACGUGUGGAUUAACUUGCGCAGCAAGACCGUGCGCCACGCAGUGCUGCGGAAUUAUGUGUCCGCCGGGUGCGGAUAUUUUUUUGGUCAGGACAGCCGGCCCCUUAGGUUGGACCGGGCCGACGUGCGCGGCAUGUUCUCGCUCGGUAGCUGCUAUGGGCUUCGGGCUUGCAUUGUCGCAGAUGCCGCCUGGCGCGCGCCGCCGAUCGUUGGCGGGCAG
Prorocentrum cordatum is the source of this 2382-nucleotide messenger RNA. Lineage: Eukaryota; Dinophyceae; Prorocentrales; Prorocentraceae. The record is from the annotation of a GenBank genome assembly.